This is a messenger RNA of Mesorhabditis belari, 594 nucleotides long. NCBI's taxonomy places the organism in Eukaryota, Metazoa, Nematoda, Chromadorea, Rhabditida, Rhabditidae. The record is from the annotation of a GenBank genome assembly.
AUGGCAAAAGUUAUAAGACCUCAAUGGGUAUUCAGAAAAGACAACAAAUGGGUUCGUUAUUUGCCUCGUCGACAUGAUGGUAUAGUCGGAGAAUACGAUUAUAAAAAAUAUUCGGCAACGUAUGAAGAUUUUUGCCAAACCCAAGAAGAAAGCCCUGCCGCCAGCACGUCCCCAUCCAAACUUUGGCUAGCUUGGCUAUACCGGGAGUUGAAUGGGGAGCCAAGAUGGACGCGCGCUCGUGUACACAAGCUUUUUGGCAUCGAUUACAAGCCAGGCCGCAUGGAAAUAUUCCCAAAUACUCCAUCGUAUAAUGAAGAGCUGUGGAAUAUAAAGCAUUUAAUUGAACUAAAACCCGUCACGUUUCCCAAUGGUGAGCCAACAGAGGCUGAUAUCACAACUUUGCAGAUUAACCCAGACGGACGUUGUGUGGUUUGUGAGAAAAAUCGAGUCAAUGAAGCCGAUCUAGUUUUAUAUGAUGCGAAAAAACAGUAUUCAUCUCGGGAAUUAUCACGGAAGCUGAAUCAAAACUACUAUGGCUUCAAGGAUGUGUUCGAGAAAAAUGUCUACACGCCGUCAAACAUCUCGAUAAUGAAA